Molecule: messenger RNA, 4110 nt
Organism: Rana temporaria (common frog)
Lineage: Eukaryota; Metazoa; Chordata; Amphibia; Anura; Ranidae
Gene: OSBPL3
Product: oxysterol binding protein like 3
Exons: 24
Coding region: 476-3082 (868 amino acids)
Cellular component (GO): cytosol; perinuclear endoplasmic reticulum; plasma membrane
Molecular function (GO): cholesterol binding
Source: RefSeq, a predicted model, not a curated record
CCGCCCAGUGGGAGGAGUGUGCCCGGGAGCGGAGUGUACGGGGAAGUUGCGGCGGAGGUCUGGUGUCAGUAGUCUGUAGAAGAAGUAGAGGAGGUGUCCGCUGUGCGCUGUCAGUUUCCUGUACACCUCGGACUGUACACCUCAGCAGUGCACAUGGAAAGCCUCUUGUGAUUCUAUCCUCUGUAACUCGGCAACCCAAAGGAGAUUACAUGGCGCGGCUGUGACAGUUAUUCCAAGAUCCAUUCAAACACCCUACUGAACAACGUCCAAGAAUAAGUGUUUUUUGUUUGUUUUUUGGUGGAUUAUACUACAUCCAGUCCUGUUGGUUCUACAUUGAUGGUCAUAGAGUAACUAUUACUGUUUAAACCUGGUGCGGAUGAAAUGUAUGCAGGCUUCAUAGAAGAUGAGUAAGAAGUUAUGUUUAUCUGGUGUUCCCCAGUUCAGUGAAUGCUGAGACCACCUCUGAUCAUUAAUAAUGGGAGAAGAAAGGAACCUGGGAGUGUCCCAGAAGAUGCUCUCUCCAUCUCGGAGUACAAGCAGUUCCUCCUCGAAGUUUGGAAGUCGGCAGGAUAGCUGGGAGAUUGUAGAAGGCCUUCGGGGAAGCAAUAGCUGCACCCAGGAACCACAGAAACAAGAAGGUUUCCUGCUGAAGAGAAGGAAAUGGCCUCUCAAAGGCUGGCACAAAAGGUAUUUCUACUUGGACAAAGGAAUUUUGAAGUAUGCAAAAGGACCAAACGAGAUGGAGAAGGGAAAACUACAUGGCCGCAUUGAUGUUGGACUUUCUGUUAUGUCAGUUAAAAAAUCAACCAAGUGCAUUGAUUUGGAUACAGAGGAACAUAUAUACCACCUCAAGGUGAAAUCUCCAGAAGUGUUUGAGGAUUGGAUAACAAAGCUCCGUGACCAUCGGUUGUUCCGACAGAAUGAAAUAUCCGUUUUUCCACAUGAUCUGAAUGCUCAGUUUUUCCCUAUGCUGUCAACCACAGAGUCUGCAUCUAGCUUUGAUCCAAUCUCAUCUCCGCAGGAAGCUCGCUUCACCAGACAGAAUUCACUAAAGCUGGCAGGCAGCCGAGUUCCAGCCUGGCUCCAGUCUAAUGAUGAUAUGGAUAAGUGUGCUAAAGACCUUUCACAGUGUCAGAGUUAUUUGGUGGAAAUGAGUCAACUGCUGCAAAACAUGGAGGUUCUUCACAGGACGUACUCCGCCCCUGCAAUAAAUGCCAUCCAGGUUGGUGCUCUUGAAAGUCCAAAAAAAGAAAAAGUAAACAAGCGGAAGUGGCGGACAAAGGGAAUAAACAAAGAUUCCAAAGGUUCUCUGCAGGUACCGACAACCAUUUCGGCAAAUGUAAGAUUACAUGCUUCCAACCCUAAUUUAUCUACAAUAGAUUAUACAGAGGAAAAGCAAUACUCAAAUGGCUCUGACAAUUCCAAUUUCUCCAAGAUGCAGGAUGACUUGUGUCAUGUUGCACACAAAGCUUAUUUUACAUUAAAAUCUGCUUAUAGCACAGUCAUGGCUGAACGAGAAAAGCUAAAGCAGCUAUUAGAACAAGACUCUUCACCGACUGCUCAAAUACUGGGCCUGAAGAAUGCCUUAUCAGUGGCAGUAAAACAAAAUGCUGAUCUUACAGAACGCUUGUACAGAAUUCAUGCUGAUUCUUUGCCUCAUGGUACAACUGCUAGUGCAAACAUCAGUCCGGUGAAGGAGGACACGUGUGAAGGGAGCAAGCCUCUAGUUCAUCAGAUGUCCAAUGAGAGCCGCUUGUCCAUCACAGAUUCCCUUACAGAGUUCUAUGACGCUCAGGAAGUUCUGCUGUCAUCUAGCUCAUCUGAAAAUGAGGUAUCGGAUGAUGACUCGUAUGUCAGCGAUAUAAGUGAUAACAUAUCAGAGGAUAAUCUAAGCAAUGACAUUGAAAGACAAUCUCUAGAUGGGGCUUCUGUAGUGGAUGGAUUUUCAAAGCAUCGAACAUGUCUUCCUGCGUCGUGCCCAAACACAAGUAAUAUCAGUCUAUGGAACAUUCUUCGGAACAACAUUGGAAAGGACUUGUCUAAAGUUUCUAUGCCAGUACAACUGAAUGAGCCCCUUAACACUCUACAGCGGUUGUGUGAGGAGCUGGAAUAUAGUGAGUUGCUAGACAAAGCAUCUCAGGCUCAGGAUCCAUUUGAAAGAAUGGUUUAUAUUGCCACCUUUGCAGUAUCUGCAUAUGCACCUAGUUUCUACAGGGCUGGUAGCAAGCCAUUUAAUCCUGUACUUGGAGAGACUUAUGAAUGUAUAAGUGAAGAGAGAGGAUUCAGGUUCAUUGCUGAGCAGGUUAGCCACCACCCACCUAUAUCUGCUAGCCAUGCUGAGUCUGACAAUUAUAUAUUAUACCAAGAUUUCCGGUGGAAAAAUAAAUUUUGGGGGAAAUCCAUGGAAAUAGUCCCAGUUGGUACAACACACUUGAUUUUACCUGGGUUUGGGGAUCAUUACGAAUGGAAUAAGGUGACCUCCUGCAUUCAUAACAUCUUAAGUGGCCAGAGGUGGAUAGAACAUUAUGGAGAGAUAAUGAUCAAGAACACCAAAAACGGCAAUUGUCAUUGCAAAGUCACAUUUAUAAAGGCAAAAUACUGGAACCCAAAUGUGCAUGAAAUUGAAGGGACAGUGAUGGACAGGGAUGGUAAGGUGGUGCACCGACUUUUUGGAAAGUGGCAUGAGAGCAUAUUCUGUGGAUCCCCUGCCUCACCAAUGACCAUCUGGAGGAUUAAUCCAAUGCCCAAGGAUUCAGAACUGUACUAUGGCUUUACAAAGAAUGCGCUACAACUUAAUGAAUUUGAUCCGAAGACAAAGUCACUGCUACCUUGUACUGACACUAGAUUUAGACCAGACCAAAGACUUCUUGAAGAAGGAAACGUGGAAGCAGCAGAAGCACAAAAACAAAGGAUAGAACAACUGCAGAGAGAAAGGAGGAGAGUACUGGAGGAGAACAGUUUGGAGCAUCAGCCUCGUUUCUUCAGGAAAUCAAGUGGUGAUUUGUGGGUUACAAAUGGCACUUACUGGCAGCGAAGGAAAGAUCCUGGAUUCUCCAAAAUGGACUGUGCAGUCUUGUGGUAACAGGAAGAUGGAGCGGACAUUUGUACCAAGCACUAUUGACAAUAUUACUGACAUAACGGGUGUACUCCUAAUCCAAUGCUCCUAGAGGAAAUGCUGGAACAUUUAGAGCUAAAGUAUCAAAUUUUAUCUAGUACUGUCCAGGGAACACAAUAUCAAGAUAAUCUGUACUUGUUUGCACUGCUGAAUUUGUUUUCCCUGUAAUUUCAGUCCUGCAUCCCUCCUACAUGUUAGGCUUCUUUUUAAUGUUUUUUAACUGAUGUAUGAAAUAAUGUAUGUUUUCCCAAGAAAUAUGUUAUGUUUAUCUUACAAUGACAUUCGCUGCCAUUCCAGUGUAACAUUAGCUAAAAUAUAAUAUGAUUUUUAGUUUUGGAAAGACUGGAGGAGAGCUAGAACUUUGGUCUGGUUUUAUUGCUGUCUGGGUCUCUACAGAGAAGACUUUCCCUCACUUCCUGUCUCUUUCAUUAAAGAAAAAAAAAAAGACUACUUGAACUAGUGGUGAAACUGACAGCAAUAACAAAAUGCAUUAUAAAACUCUUUUACAGAAGUGCUUUUCUUUUUUGACCACAAUAUUUAGCCUCUGGCCUAUACUGCUGCUUUCAGGGUUACUGAUUCUAACAAACAAAAAAUUGUGGGCAAGCACAGGAUAUCUCCUUCCACUACCCGCAGGCCUCGUUUUUUGCUAGUGUCCUAGUGGGGUGGACUUAUUUUGUUAAGCUCUGUUUUGUUACAGGCUAACAAUUUUUUGUUGCUAGCACUUAUUUCUUAUCAAAUGAUUUUUUUUGUUUUUUAAUCAAUACUUCACAAUUCUGCUAGAGCAUGACUCUCCAAUUGCAGCUUUCUGACGCAGUCAUCCUCAACCUGGCUUUUAAAAUACUAUGUCCCGAUGGGACAUUGCAGGGAUUGUCUAGAAAUGCACUGUGUUUCGCAUGGGGCACUUUCCAGACUCUGUUCUGGUAAAAGUUAGCUGCAGAGUUCUUCCAGGUUCACAGCCGUUGGCAUUACCUCUGUGCUUGCCCUGUCUCUAAAGA